Molecule: messenger RNA, 15599 nt
Organism: Osmerus eperlanus (European smelt)
Lineage: Eukaryota; Metazoa; Chordata; Actinopteri; Osmeriformes; Osmeridae
Gene: ryr2b
Product: ryanodine receptor 2b (cardiac)
Exons: 104
Coding region: 112-15102 (4996 amino acids)
Biological process (GO): intracellular calcium ion homeostasis; release of sequestered calcium ion into cytosol by sarcoplasmic reticulum; striated muscle contraction
Cellular component (GO): calcium channel complex; sarcoplasmic reticulum membrane; smooth endoplasmic reticulum
Molecular function (GO): calcium ion binding; ryanodine-sensitive calcium-release channel activity; protein binding
Source: RefSeq, a predicted model, not a curated record
CUAAUCACACGGUUGCUGACAACGCGUUCGACUUUUUGAGUAAACGGCUUGUGGUAGAAGGCUGAGUUUAAUCCAGAGCGGUGGUAAUUUUACCACGUUAGCUUUCUUAAAAUGGCAAGAACCAUAGAGAGCGAGGAUGAAAUUCAUUUUCUACGAACGAGUGAUGAGGUGGUCCUACAGAGUGCUUACACGUCCCAGCAAGAGCAUCUGAAGCUGUGCCUGGCUGCAGAAGGCUACGGCUGCAGACUCUGCAGCCUGCAGUCCACCUCCCACUGCAAGAAUGUUCCCCCAGACUUGUCGGUGUGUGCCUUUGUGCUGGCCCAGUGUCUGUCUGUCAGAGCCUUGCAGGAGAUGCUGGCCAACAGGGAGGAAAAGGCUAAUGGGAUUGGGCUGGGGGGAGGGAAUCGUACCCUUCUCUAUGGCCAGGCUGUUUUGCUACGACAUUCCUACAAUGGAAUGUAUCUCUGCUGCUUGUCCACAUCCGGGUCCUCCACUGACAAGCUUGCUUUUGACGUGGGUUUGCAGGAAGAUAACACAGGGGAGGCCUGCUGGUGGACCGUUCACCCCGCCUCCAAGCAGAGGUCGGAGGGGGAGAAGGUGCGUGUCGGUGACGACCUCAUCUUUGUCAGCGUCUCGUCAGAGAGAUACCUGCAUUUGUCUAUCGGAUGUGUGGUGGAUAACAAGAGCGAGAGCGGGAAUCUCAUCGUGGACGCAUCUUUCCAGCAGACACUCUGGAGCGUCGCUCCAAUCUGUUCAGGAGGCAGAAUAGUUGAAGGUUAUCUAAAGGGCGGGGAUACGUUGAGGUUUCUGCAUGGUCACACGGACGAGUGUCUGACCAUCCCCUCUACGGAACAGGGGGAGGAGCUACGAAGGGUGGUGCACUAUGAAGGGGGAGCUGUCUCCAGCCACGCCCGCUCUCUCUGGAGGCUGGAGAUUCUACGUGUUGCGUGGAGUGGUAGCCACACACGCUGGGGUCAGCCGUUCCGCCUGCGUCAUGUGACCACAGGGAGGUACCUAAGUGUGACGGAGGAUCGAGGCCUCUUAUUGGUCGACCGGGAGAAGGCGGAGGUCAAAGUCUCUGCCUUCUGCUUCCAUCCCUCCAAGGAGAAGCUGGAGCCGUGGAUGAAGAAGGAUGUGGAUGGCAUGGGCGUCCCGGAGAUCAAGUAUGGAGACUCCCUGUGCUACGUCCAGCAUGUGGACACUGGCCUCUGGCUCACCUACCAGGCUGUGGACGCCAAGUGUGCCCGCAUGGGAGCACUGCAGCGCAGGGCCAUCGUGCAUAGUGAGGGUCACAUGGAUGAUGGGCUGAGUCUGUCUCGCUCUCAGAGGGAGGAGUCUCACACAGCCAGACUCAUCCGCUGCACUGUUCUCCUCUUCUCUCGCUUCAUCAGGAGACUGGAUGGAGUCAGUCUGUGUGAGAACCUUCCAAAUGCCAACGUGCAAUUGGACACCGUGAGACUUAGUCUGCAGGAUCUCAUUGGCUACUUCCAGCCUCCAGAGGCGGGUCUUAGCCAUGAAGUCCAUCAAAACAGUGUGAGAGCACUGAAGAAAAGACAGAACCUAUUCCAAGAAGAGGGGGUCAUUGGUCUUGUCUUGGACUGCAUUGACCGUCUACACCUCUACAGCAGAGCCUCCCAUUCGGCUGAAACUGCUGGGAGAGAUGCUGGAGAAGACUGGGAGGACAUCCUUAACUCCUUCUAUGAACUACUGGCGGCCCUCAUCAGGGGAAAUCGUAAGAACUGUGCCCAGUUUUCUGGGUCUCUGGACUGGCUGGUCGGCAGGCUGGAGACCCUGGAGGCCUCCACUGGCGUCCUGGAAGUACUUCACUGUGUUCUGGUGGAGAGUCCAGAGAGUCUCAACGCCAUCAAGGAAGGACACAUCAAAUCUCUCAUAUCUCUCCUCGACAAACACGGACGCAAUCACAAGGUAUUAGACGUGCUGUCUUCCUUGUGUGUGUGCCACGGGAUGGCAGUGCGAUCCAAUCAAAAUCUGAUCUGUGAUAACCUGUUGUCCGAGAGAGACCUGCUUCUCCAGACUCACCUUAUCAACCAGGUCACCAGCAUGCGUCCUAACAUCUUCCUGGCCAUGACGGACGACUCUGCCCAGUACCGGCGCUGGUACUACGAGCUGGUGGUGGACCAUGUGGAGCCUUUCCUGUCCCCCGAGCCCACUCACCUGCGUGUGGGCUGGGCCUGCGUGGAUGGCUACCUCCCCUGCCCAGCUCAGGGUCACGGCUGGGGGGGAAACGGGGUGGGAGACGACCUCUGCUCCUACGGCUUUGACGGGCUGCACCUGUGGUCAGGUGGUGUUGGUCGGAAAGUGAGCUCUCCUUACCACCACCUGUUGAGGGCAGAAGAUGUGGUCAGCUGCUGUCUGGACCUCUGCACACCCUGCAUCUCCUUCCGUGUCAACGGCCAACCCGUCCAGGGCAUGCUGGAGAACUUCAACAUGGAUGGGCUACUGUUUCCUGCGGUCAGCUUCUCGGCAGGGAUCAAAGUGCGUUUCCUUCUGGGCGGUCGUCACGGAGAGUUCCGCUUCCUGCCCCCCCCCGGUUUUGCCCCGUGUUCGGAGGCUCUCCUCCCGAAGGUCAAACUGAGGCUGGAGCCGUGUCAGAGUUUCACCUCAGACCACCAGGACGGAAUAAAAAACCUCCAAGGACCAAGCGCCCCUCUCUCACCGGCCACCUUCAACCCAACUCCAGUAGACAUCAGCCAGACGGUGUUGCCCUCCCAGCUGGAGCACAUCUGCGAGAGGCUGGCUGAGAACCUGCAGGAGCUCUGGGUCGUGGACAGGGUGGACCUGGGCUGGAUGUACGGACCGGUACGAGAUGACAGUAAGCGGCAAGAUCCCUGUCUGGUCGAGUUUUCCAAGCUUCCGGAACAGGAGAGAAACCACAAACUCCAGAUGUCCCAGGACACACUAAGGACUCUUCUUGCCUUCGGCUUCCAUAUCGGUCUGGCAGAUGACCAUGCUGAUGAGGGUGUGAGAUACAUGAGGCUCCCUACCAAGUACGAGCAGCCCAGCGGGUACAGGCCGGCCCCUGUAGACGUGAGCCAAGUGACCCUGACCUCCGGCCAGGAGGGCGUGGUCGACCUGCUGGCUGAGAACGAGCACAACGUCUGGGCCUGGGACCGUAUCCGACAUGGGUGGACCUACGGAGUGCAGGAUGUCAAAGCCAGGCGGAGCCCCCACCUGGUGCCCUACGCCCUCCUUGAGGAGAGGAGCAAGAGGGAGGGCAGGGACAGCGUGAGGGAGACCGUGUGCACUCUGCUGGGCUACGGCUACAGUCUGGAGCCCUUGGACCAGGACCGAGCUGUGAUGCCGGACCCAAACCGGGUGCCGUCUGAGAGAUUCCGUGUGUUCCGGGCGGACAGGUCGUACGCUGUGACCCGUGGGAAGUGGUACUUUGAGUUUGAGGUGGUGACCACGGGGACCAUGAGGGUUGGCUGGGCCCGGCCCGGCUGCUCCCCGAACACAGAACCUGGCUCGGACGAGCAAGCGUUCGUGUUCGAAGGCUCCAAAGCCCUGUGGUGUCACCAGGGAGCGGAGCCACUGGGACGCCCAUGGCAGGGUGGUGAUGUGAUUGGCUGCAUGGUGGACAUGGCCGAACGCACCAUGAUGGUCACCCUGAACGGAGAGCUGCUUUUUAACGACCGAGGAUCCGAAGUGGCUGCCAGAGACUUCGAUGUCAGAGACGGUCUCCUCCCUGUGUGCAGUUUGGGGGUCAACCAGAUGGGCAGGUUGAACCUGGGUCGUGAUGUCAGCACCCUGAGGUACUUCACUGUGUGUGGGCUGCAGGAGAGCUACGAACCCUUUGCUGUCAUCAUGGCCAGAGACCCCUCUCUCUGGAUGAGCCGGAGACAGCCUCAGUUCGUGCCCGUUCCUCCAGAACAGAACAUACUGGUGACACGACUCAGCGGGAGCUUGGAAUGCCCCCCGUGUCUAAGGGUCACUCAGAGGUCCUUCUCCCCCCAGAGCGGGGGUGCCAACAUGGGCUUCUUCCGUCUCAGCAUGCCCAUCGAGUGUGCCUCCUUCCUCUCCAGACCACCAGGUGGCGCCGUGCCCGCCAGUGCCAGCGCCCUCACAGGCAGGAAGGAGCUGGAGGAGUUUGAGGUGGACUCUGACUUCGAGAUGCUGAUGAAGUCGGCUCGUGGGUACGUAGGCUCCAGAGACGAGCUUAACUACCACAAGGACCACAGCCACGACAAGACAUCCAAACUCAAACAGCGGUUCAUGUUGAAGAAAACCAAACCAGGCCUGGUGAACAGCAGCUCUUCUGCUCGGCUGUUAGAAGAGGUCCACGUCGACAAGGACAACUUCGAGCAUCUCAUCCAGAGCUCAACGUACUACUUCUCAGUAAGGGUCCUUCCAGGUCAGGAGCCCUCUAAUGUCUGGGUAGGCUGGGUGACCUCUGGCUUCCACCAGCAUGGCCUGACUUUUCACCCUGACAAGGCUCGCACGGUCACCGUCACCCUGGGCGAUGAGAGUGGCAAGGUCCAAGAGAGUGUGAAGCGGUGUAGCUGUUACAUGGUGUGUGCUGGCGAGGGCACUGGCCUGGGUCAGAGCAGGAGAAGCACAGGCCUGGAGAUAGGCUGUCUGAUCGACACAGCUUCUGGUCUCCUCACCUUCACCUCCAGUGGCAUGGAUCUGACCACCUUCUACCAGGUGGAGUCCAGCACCAGACUCUUCCCUGCUGUGUUCAUCAAGCCCACUAGCGCCAACAUGUUCCAGUUUGAGCUAGGACGCGUCAAGAACGUGCUGCCCUUGUCUGCGGGGGUGUUCCGUAGCCAGAGGAGGAACGCCACGCCCCAGUGCCCCCCCAGGCUUGGGGUGCAGCAGCUGGUGCCCGUCCUGUGGACCCGAGUACCUGACCACGCCCUCGUGGUGCAGGCCGCCCGGCCAGACGACCGCCACGGCUGGAUGGUGCAGUGCUCCGACCCCCAGGCGACCCUCAUCCUACACAUACCCGAGGAGAACAGAUAUGUAGACAUCUUAGAGCUCUCUGAGUUAGACGACCUCCUGACCUUCCACCACCACACCCUCCUCCUCUACUCCGCCCUCUGUGCCCUUGGCAACACCCGCGUCGGCCACGCCCUCUGUAGCCACGUGGACCAAUCACAGCUCCUGUAUGCCAUCCAGAGCCCUGGCCUUCCCGGCCCUCUCCGCACCGGUUUCUACCAGCUACUCAUCCAGGUUCACCUCAGUGCCCACGCCACCGCCCGCCUCAUGAUGAACCAGGAGUACAUUGUACCCAUGACGGACCAGACCAGGGCCAUCAAGCUGUUCCACCGCCCUGGGGGACCUGGCGGGGCCAAGACGCCGGAGAUCAUCCCCAGCAUGGACCUCAGUACCUCCCUUCAGCCCCGGCUGUACUUCUCCUCCCCCUGCUUUGUGAGGGAGGGUGGAUGGGGAGGAGAUGGGGCUGGGAGCGGGGGAGGUGAGACAGCCCACAGGGGCAGCCCGGAGAUCCCUCUGGAGGUUCUGAGAGAGCUGACUGUGCAGAUGUUGAGCGAGGCGGUGUGCGCUGUGGGUCUGGGUGUGAGGGAUCCAGAAGGGGGCAGUGUUGAGCUACUGUUGGUUCCUCUGAUCAGGCUGUUCUACACGCUGCUGGUAAUGGGAGUGUUUGGAGACGAGGACCUGGGACGAGCCCUCAGGCUCAUUGAGCCCGGGGUGUUUUCCAGACCGACUGACACCCAGGAGGAAGAGGAAGAGGAGGAGGAGGAGGAAGAGGAGUAUGAAAGUGAGGGGGGAAGUCUGGGAGAGGGGCAGGUAGAACAGAAGGAAUGUACUCCGAAACAAGGGCUUCUCCAGAUGAAACUACCGGAAGCUGUCAAACUAGAGAUCUGUCACCUGCUGCAGUUCCUGUGUGACUGCCAGGUGCGUCACCGGGUGGAGGCGGUGGUUGCCUUCUCCGACUCCUUUGUGGGUCUCCUGCAGGAGAACCAGCGCUCCCGCUACAACGAGGUGAUGCAGGCGAUGAACAUGUCAGCUGGCCUCACCGCCCGCAGGACCAAGGAGUUUCGCUCUCUGCCUCAGGAGCAGAUCAACAUGCUGCUGUCCUUUGGAGAGGAGCAGCAGGGAGCCUGUCCCUGCCCAGAGGAGAUCAGAGACCAGCUCCUAGACUUCCACCACCUCCUCAUUGCUCACUGUGGGAUUGAUAUUGACGCAGGUUGUGAGGUGGAGCAGAUGUCAGAGGUGUCCUUGAAGGAGCAGCUCCUGGGUGUGGUGGGGAGGGCCCUGGGCCUCCGGAGGACAACACCUGAACAAGAGGAGGGGGGCGGAGUCCACACUCUCAAGAGCCUCCAGCAGCUGGUUCUGUCCACGGUGGUGCACUGGGCUCAGGAGAGCGUGAUGGAGAACCCUUCUCUGGUCCGAGUCAUGUUCUCCCUGCUGCAUCGCCAGUACCAGGGCCUGGGGGGGCAGAUGGGAGGCCCGCUCCGCAGGGCCUACAGCAUCAGUCAGGCGUCAGUGGAGGACACCAUGGACCUUCUGGCCUCGCUGGGCCAGAUCCGAUCGCUGCUCAGCGUACGCAUGGGCAAGGAGGAGGAGAAGCUGAUGAUCAGAGGACUAGGUAACAUAAUGAACAAUAAAGUUUUCUACCAGCAUCCCAACCUGAUGAGGGCUCUGGGAAUGCACGAGACAGUCAUGGAGGUGAUGGUUAACGUCCUGGGAGAAGGAGAGUCCAAGGAGAUAACGUUUCCCAAGAUGGUGGCGCACUGCUGCCGGUUCCUGUGUUACUUCUGUCGUAUCAGCAGACAGAAUCAGGGCUCCAUGUUUGACCACCUCAGCUACCUGCUGGAGAACAGCAGUGUUGGACUAGCCUCUCCCUCCAUGCGCGGUGCCACUCCCCUGGAUGUGGCGGCUGCCUCUGUCAUGGACAACAACGAGCUGGCCCUGUCGCUGAGGGAACCAGACCUGGAAAAGGUGGUGCAGUACCUGGCAGCCUGUGGUCUCCAGAGCUGUCCCAUGCUGGUGUCUAAGGGGUACCUGGACCUGGGCUGGAACCCUGUGGAGGGCGAGCGCUACCUGGACAUGCUGCGAUUCGCUGUUUUCUGCAACGGUGAGAGCGUCGAGGAGAACGCUUACGUGGUGGUGAGGCUGCUGAUUCGUCGACCCGAGUGCUUUGGCCCCGCCCUGCGUGGUGAAGACGGUGACGGUCUCCUAGCAGCCAUUCAGGAAGCCAUAAGGAUAUCUGAGGACCCGUCCAUGGAUGGGCCUACCCUGGCCUACGAGUCCAACAGGACCCUAGACGUGGUUCAGGAUGAAGAGGAUGACGUCAUUCACAUGGGACACGCCAUCAUGACAUUCUACUCUGCCCUCAUCGAUCUGCUAGGCCGCUGUGCCCCCGAGAUGCACCUGAUCCGUUCAGGGAAGGGGGAGGCCAUCCGUAUCCGAGCCAUCCUGAGGUCCCUCAUCCCCCUGGGGGAUCUGCAGGGGGUCAUCAGCCUGCCCCUGCAGAUCCCUGUCCUGGCCAAAGACGGUACUGUGAUUGAGCCGGACCCAUCCACGGUGUUCUGCCCGGACCACAAGGCAGCCAUGGUUCUGUUCCUGGACCGGGUCUACGGCCUAGAAGAUCAGAACUUCCUGUUCCACCUGCUGGACGUGGGCUUCCUGCCAGACCUUCAGGCUGCAGCCUCCCUGGACACUCCUGACCUGGGCUCCACAGACAUGGCCCUGGCCCUCAACAGGUACCUGUGUGUGGCCGUGCUCCCGCUGCUCACCAAGACCUCUGCUCUGUUCUCUGGAGCGGAGAGCCAGGCGCUGCUGAUGGACGCUCUCCUCCAGGCCGUCUACCGCCUCUCCAGGGCCCUCAGCCUCACCAAGGCCCAGAGGGACGCUAUCGAAGACUGCCUGCUGGCCGUGUGCAGCAAGCUCAGACCUUUCAUGAUGCAGCCUCUGCUGCAGAGACUUGUGUUUGAUGUCCCCCUGCUUUCUGAGACCACCAAGAUGCCUCUCAAGCUGCUGACCAAUCACUUUGAGCAGAGCUGGAAAUACUAUUGUCUGAUUGGACGAUCUGGAUCUCUGUGCUCCGCCUCUGAGGAGGAACUCCAUCUUUCCAGGAAGCUGUUCUGGGGAGUGUUCAAGGCCUUGGCCAAGAAAAGCUACGAUGCAGAUCUGUUCCGGCUGGCUCUGCUGUGCCUGGGGGCCGUGGGAGGGGCCCUGCCCCCGGACCACAUGGACCACGCCUGUGUGUCCUGGCUGGAGAAACACGCCACCAUGGACCCCCAGCAGCACUUCGACCCCCAGCCUGUAGACACAACCAAUGUGUUGGUGCCAGACAGGCUGGAGCUGGUAGUGAACAAGUAUGCCGAACACACUCAUGAGAAGUGGUCACUGGACAAGUUUGCCAGGGGAUGGGUCCACGGGGAGCAGCUGUGUGAGAACGCCAAAGUCCACCCUCUUCUGAAGCCUUACCGAGCAUUGGCCGAGAAGGAUAAGGAGACAUACCGCUGGGCCAUAAGGGAGACAGUGAGGAGCAUGCUGGCUUUUGGCUGGACCAUCGAGAGAACCAAAGAUGGGGAUGCUUGCGGCCUGCACACCUGUGCACGACGGAUCUCCCAGUCUGGACAGCUGUCGUUUGAAGGAGCAUCAACCUUCAGCCCCAAGCCCAUGGACAUGAGCAGCAUCACCCUUACCUGGGACCAGUGUUCGAUGGCUGAACUGCUGGCUGAGAACUACCACAACACUUGGGCUAGGAAGAAGAUGCUGGAACUGGAGGCUAAAGGCGGAGGCAGUCAUUCCCUGCUGGUUUCCUACGAUACCCUUUCUGGCAAAGAGAAAUCCAGACUCCGGGAGAGAGCUCAGGAUGUCCUUAAGUUUCUGCAGCUUAAUGGCUUAACAGUUUGGAGGGACAGGAAGUCCGUAGAGAUGGAGUCUCCAGCCAUCGCCAACCGCUUCGCCUACACCUUCCUCCAGCAGCUCCUCUUCUACACAGAGGAGGCUCAGGAACACAUGCUGGAGAUGGAGGUCAUGCAGGCCAGAGGACAGAUGACCAAAGGAGAGAGAACCCCACAUCAGCAAGAGAUUUAUUUCUUCAGCAAGGUCAUUCUGCCCCUGGUGGAGCACUACCUGAAGAACCACCUCAGCUACUUCCUGUCUACCUCGAACAGCUCCCAUGGCAACGGUGGCCACGCCUCCAACAAGGAGAAGGAGAUGGUAGCCAGCCUCUUCUGCAAGCUGGGGGCUCUGGUCAGACACAGGACCUCUCUGUUUGGCAGCGAUGCCUCAUCAAUCGUCAGCUGCCUUCACAUCCUGGCACAGUCUCUAGACGCCAGAACCCUGAUGAAGACCGCCCCGGAGUGGCUCAGGUCGUCUCUGCGAUCCUUCUUCGAGGCGGCGGCGGUGGACCUGGAAGUGACCGUGGAGAACCUGUCGAUGACGUUGGGACCUCAGAGCCGAGCCCAGCCCAGAGGAGUGGCCCAGCUCCUGGUCUACACCACCUCCACGCUGCUGCCCUGCCUCACUGCCUUGUUCCAGCACCUGGGCUCACAGCAACAUGGACAAGACCUACUGGUGGACGGGAUCCAGGUGUCCUGUUAUAAGAUCCUCAACAGUCUCUACUCUCUGGGGACCAGCCAAAGCCCUUACGCUGACGGACAGAGACCAGCCGCAGGGGCUUGUCUCGCUGCCUUGUCUGGAGCUUUCCCUGUGUGCUUCCUGGAGCCUGAUCUCAACGAGGACAACCCUUACUCUGUCUACAACUCCAUGAGCCCCACAGAGAGAGAGGAACUAGGAGUGUUUGACCUGGUGGAGGAAGUGUGUCCUCGCCUCCCGUCCCUCCAGAAGGCUCUGGGGGAGGUUGAGGAGCUGGUGGGGGCCGGCUCCGGGGCCCGCCUGGCCCAGUACGCCCACGUCACCGAGGUCACCCUGCCCCUGCUCUGCAGCUACGUGGCCCGCUGGUGGGCCUGGGGCCCCCAGGGCCAGUCUGACAGCGACGGCCCCGUCUUCACCUGUCUCACCCCCCAGCACGCCAGCACCCUGCUGGGGAACAUUCUGCGCGUCAUCCACAAUCACCUGGGGACGAGACAGGGGGACUGGAUGAAACGCCUGGCGGUGUUCUCUCAGCCAAUCGUGGGCCAGGCCUGCCCGGAGCUCCUGGAGAGCCACUUCCUGCCUCUGAUGGAGAAGCUGAAGACGAGGGCGGAGGCAGUGCUGCUGGAGGAGGAGCACGCCAAGGCAGAGGGCCGCAGCCUUGAGUCUGACUCGGAGGCAGAGCUGAGGGUACAGGAGAGGUUCUCUGUGCUGGUCAGGGAUCUCUACGCCUUCUACCCUCUCCUCAUCCCCUUUGUUGACUGCAAUAGAGCCAGGUGGUUACGUGAGCCCAGCCCAGAGGCUGAGAAGUUGUUCAGCAUGGUGGCAGACAUCUUCAUAUUCUGGGCCAAGUCACAUAAUUUCAAAUGGGAGGAACAAAAUUACGUGGUCCAGAAUGAGAUCAACAACAUGGCCUUCUUGGUCAACAAUGACAGCAACAUGUCUAAGGUGUCCCACCAGGAGAGGAGGAAGACCAAGAGGAAGGGAGACCGCUACUCCACACACACUUCCCUGAUCGUCGCUUCACUGAAACGGCUACUUCCUGUCGGCCUGAGUGUUUGUUCCCACGGCGACCAGGGGCUCAUCUUCCAAGCGAAGAGCCGAUUUUCUCAGAAGGACACUGAGGAGGAGAUUCAAGAGAGUGUGUUUAAUGGCCUUCUUCAAAUUCAGACCCAGAACUCCCCAGGUGUCUGCUGGCAGGAUGCCCUGGUCCAGGGGUCACCUGGCCAGGCAGGGGGGCCCUCAGACCCCCACAGGGCCACACAGAGGGUCAUCGACAUCGCCCGUGUUCUCCACCAUCUAGACCAGGUGGAACACCCUGAGAGGACUAAGAAAGCCGUGUGGAACAAGGUGUUAUCCAAGCAGAGGAAGAGGGCAGUGGUGGCUUGCCUGAGGAUGGCUCCUCUCUACAUCCUGCCUAGACAUCGCGCUGUCAACCUCUUCCUGCAGGGUUAUGAUAAGUUCUGGAUCUCUGCUGAUGAUCACAGCUUUGAGGAGAAGCUGGUGGAGGAUUUAGCAAGAACAGGAAGGGCCUGUCAGAGGGAGCAGGAAGAGGAGGCGGAGGAAGGAGCCAAUCAGAUGGACCCUCUUCACCAACUCAUCACUCUGUUCAGCCACACUGCCUUGACGGAAAGGAGCAGGCUUGAGGACGACAGUCUCUACCUCUCCUUUGCUGCCAUCCUUGCAAAGAGCUGCCACGAGGAGGAAGAGGAGUACGAGGAAGAGGAGGUGAAAACAUUUGAAGAGAAGGAGCUGGAGAAGCAGAAGCUGCUGUACCAGCAGGCCCGGCUGCACGGCCGCGGGGCUGCAGAGAUGGUGCUGCAGACCAUCAGCUCCAGCAGAGGUACCAUGGGGUCCAUGGUGGUCUGUACUCUGAAACUUGGUAUCGCAAUCCUCAAUGGAGGGAACACCACUGUCCAGCAGAAAAUGCUCGACUAUUUGAAGGAGAAGAAGGAUGUGGGCUUCUUCCAGAGCGUGGCUGGCCUCAUGCAGUGCUGUAGCGUGCUCGACCUGAAUGCGUUUGAGAGGCAGAACAAGGCAGAGGGAUUAGGCAUGGUUAUUGAGGAGAGCUCAGGGGAUAAGGUCAUGAGCGACAGUGAGUUGACCUCUGACCUGUUCCGCUUCCUGCAGCUUCUCUGUGAGGGCCACAACUCAGAUUUUCAGAACUACCUCAGAACACAAACGGGAAACAAUACCACUGUCAACAUCAUCAUAUCCACCGUUGACUAUCUGCUGAGAGUGCAGGAGUCCAUCAGUGACUUCUACUGGUUCUACUCUGGGAAGGCAGUGAUAGACGAACAUGGCAGGAAGAACUUCUCCAAGGCCAUCAGUGUGGCCAAGCAGGUCUUCAACUCACUCACAGAGUACAUACAGGGUCCGUGCACGGGGAACCAGCAGAGCCUGGCCCACAGUCGUUUGUGGGAUGCAGUGGUUGGCUUCCUCCAUGUUUUUGCUCACAUGCAGAUGAAGCUCUCCCAGGAUUCCAGUCAAAUCGAGCUUCUCAAAGACCUGAUGGAUUUGCAAAAGGAUAUGGUUGUUAUGUUGUUAUCCAUGUUGGAAGGCAAUGUGGUUAACGGAACUAUCGGUAAACAGAUGGUAGACAUGCUAGUGGAAUCAUCAAGCAACGUAGAGAUGAUCCUCAAGUUCUUCGACAUGUUCCUCAAACUCAAAGACCUCACGUCCUCCGAAGCCUUCAAAGAGUACGACCCCGACGGCAAGGGCCGCGUUUCCAAGAAGGACUUCCUGAAGGCCAUGGAGGCUUGCAAGCGUUUCUCCCAGUCCGAGACCCACUUCCUGCUCUCCUGCGUCGAGACCAACGAAGGCGAGCUCCUGGACUACGUGGCCUUCGUGGAUCGUUUCCACGAGCCGGCCAAGGACAUCGGCUUCAACAUGGCCGUCCUCCUGACCAACCUGUCGGAGCACAUGCCCCACGACUCCCGCCUGGCCACCUUCCUGCAGCUGGCAGAAUGUGUCCUCAGCUACUUCCAGCCCUACCUGGGCCGCAUCGAGAUCCUGGGCAGUGGGAAACGCAUCGAGAGGGUCUACUUUGAGAUCAGCGAGUCCAGCCGGACGCAGUGGGAGAAGCCCCAGGUGAAGGAGUCCAAGCGCCAGUUCAUCUUCGACGUGGUGAACGAGGGCGGGGAGAAGGAGAAGAUGGAGAUGUUCAUCAACUUCUGCGAGGACACCAUCUUUGAGAUGCAGCUGGCUUCUCAGAUCUCGGGCUCGGACGGCGGGGAGCGAGCGGCGAGCGACGAGGGGGAGGAGAAGAAGGAGAAGGAACAGGGGCAUGAAGGGGAGGGAAGGCCCAAACCUGGGCUCUUCUCCGGUUCCACCGUCUGGUUCCUCGUCUGUGCUCUACCCUAUGGACUGAUGAUGCUGGUCUCCGUGCUCUCUGUGAAGAACCUGAAGAAACAGUUGAGGAGGAUGACUCUGAAGGACAUGGCUGUGGGCGUGGCCUCCUUCUUCAGGGGCAUCGUUAUGGCUCUGGUCCGAUGGGUGUGUGGCCUGACUCGGGGCCUCGUCUAUAUCCUGUACCUGGUGUUCGUCAACGGGGGUCUGGUGGAGGGAGCCAAGAGGAUGACGGUGGUGGAGCUGCUGUGCGGGAUCCUUGACCCGACCUCGGACGAGGUGAGCGGGUGGUCGGGAGGGGAGCGACAGAGGAGAUCCUCUGCCAUGUUUGCGUCUCACCAGGAGGACAGGGACACGGCCCAGACUGCAGACGCCUCCCCCAGGGACGCCAACUCCCUCACCGACAUGUUUGGUCUGCGCCUGAGGAAGGAUGGAGGGCAGUACACGUUAUUGACCCAUGACCUGAGUUCUAGUCUGACUGACCUCUUCAAUGCUGCCACGGGUCAUCGAGGCAUGACAGAUACCAUCAGAAAAUAUCAGGCUCAAGUUUCCCAGAGGGGAGACGGUGAGGAGUCCGAAACGAAACUGUCUGAUUCUGAAAAAUCUCCAGAAGAGGCCUCAAACAAGAAGUCCAAAUGGAGGUCCAGGAGAACAUCUAAACCAGAAGUCCCUGAGCCCCAACAGUCAGCCUUCUGGGAUAUGAUUAGCACUCAGCACAAAAUACUUUUGAACUACUUUGCGAGGAAUUUCUACAACAUGCGGAUGCUUGCUUUGUUUGUUGCUUUCGCAAUCAACUUCAUUCUCCUCUUCUUCAAGGUCUCUUCCUCCUCUGCCACAGCCCAGGCAGGAGAGGACGUAACUGUGUUGCACACCAGCCCCCUGGAGCUGGGUGGAGGCCAUGGUGGAGGCCAUGGUGGAGGCCAUGGUGGAGGCCAGGGUGGAGGCCAGGACCCUGUGAGAAAUGACCACAGACAGUCAGACAGCGUCCAUUUUGUCCUGCAGGAGAGCUCUGGCUACAUGAAGCCCUCGUUGCAUUUCCUGGCCGUAGCUCACACGCUCAUCUCCUUCUGCUGCAUCAUUGGCUACUACUGCCUGAAGGUCCCGCUGGUCAUUUUCAAGCGUGAGAAAGAGGUGGCGAGGAAGCUGGAGUUUGACGGCCUCUACGUCACCGCGCAACCCCCCGACGAAGACAUCAAAGGGCAGUGGGAUCGACUGGUCAUUGACACGCCAUCGUUUCCCAGUAAUUACUGGGAUAAAUUUGUGAAAAGGAAGGUGAUGGGUAAGUACGGGGAGCUGUAUGGCAGCGCGCGCAUCGGCAGGCUGCUGGGGUUGGACCAGGCUGCUCUAGACUUCAGCUCCCAGGAGCAGGAGAGACGGAGGCCCAGGAGGGCCAACACUUGGAGCUCCUUGUUGAACUCCAUCGACGUCAAGUAUCAGAUCUGGAAAUUGGGGGUUGUGUUCACAGAUAAUUCCUUCCUGUACCUGACCUGGUACAUGAUCAUGUCUGUCCUGGGACACUACAACAACUUCUUCUUUGCUGCUCACCUGCUGGACAUCGCCAUGGGCUUCAAGACCCUGCGCACCAUCCUGUCCUCUGUGACGCACAACGGCAAACAGCUGGUGCUGACGGUGGGCCUGCUGGCCGUGGUGGUCUACCUCUACACUGUGGUGGCCUUCAACUUCUUCCGCAAGUUCUACAACAAGACUGAAGAUGGAGACACGCUCAACAUGAAGUGUGAUGAUAUGCUCACUUGCUACAUGUUCCACAUGUAUGUGGGUGUGAGAGCGGGUGGAGGGAUCGGAGACGAGAUUGAGGAUCCAGCCGGGGACGAGUUUGAGGUGGUCAGGAUCAUCUUUGAUAUCACCUUCUUUUUCUUCGUCAUUGUCAUCCUCCUGGCCAUUAUACAGGGUUUGAUCAUCGAUGCUUUUGGGGAACUUCGGGACCAGCAGGAGCAGGUGAAGGAGGACAUGGAGACCAAGUGUUUCAUUUGUGGGAUCGGAAACGACUACCUCGACACCGCCCCUCAUGGGUUUGAGACCCACACACUGCAGGAACACAACCUGGCUAACUACCUGUUCUUCGUGAUGUACCUCAUUAACAAGGAUGAAACGGAACACACAGGCCAGGAAUCCUACGUGUGGAAGAUGUACCAGGAACGCUGCUGGGAGUUCUUUCCCGUGGGCGACUGUUUCCGGAAGCAGUAUGAGGAUCAGCUGAGCUGAGGGCAUCCCAGGUUCUGAUAACGUCGUGGUAACGAGGAUCCGAGGCUCUGAUAACGUUGCGGUAACGACGCAUAAUCAAUGGGCUUCUCUGCACAAACUCAGCUUGAGUAGUGAAUACAGGAAGACCCAAACACUUGGUGUGGUGAUUUAUUGCACUACUGUUAUCUUUAUUUAUUCACCCAGUUAUUCCCCCCCCCCCACACACACACACACACAGUGUGUAAACUACGUGUACUGUUUGAUUUUUUUUUUUUUAAGAAUGUGUUUCAUCCUGAGUGAAUAAUGUAUGUUAUGAAUAGAAUCAUGAGUAGGCAUGUUGAAAACACCCUUCACGGUAAUAAGGCUGAUCGUUUUCUAGUUAUAGAAUAUAUGUCUCCCUUCACUUUGAGCUUGAAAUAAAGAAGUGAAUCGAAAGCCAUGAUGUCAUGUCUGAGACUGGAAAGGCAGAGACGGGAGGAAAGGAGGGAGGAGAGGAGAUGAGAUCUGUGUUCAGUGUU